UUCUGUGAUAAAGAUGACCAUUUUCUAAGUCAGUGUUUGACCUUUAAGUCCUUUGAUAAACAGCAAAUGAUUGACUGGAUACAAACCAAUCAUCGUUGCUGGCGAUGUGGACGUGCACACCAAGCAGCCCAGUGCACACUGAAGAAGCCUUGUAGCAUCUGCAAAGGGAAGCACUUGCAAAUCCUGCAUGAGGUCAACACCAGGUGUACCAGAGAGGGUUCCUGCCUGGUUAGUUCAACUACUGAAACACUGUACUUGGACAGACCCACUGACUGCAAACGUGUUCUGCUUAAGGUCAUCAGGGUUCUGUUGCGCUAUGGAGGCAAGACGCUUGACACUUAUGCUGUUAUGGAUGAUGGGUCUGAGCGCACAAUUCUUCUUCCUGAUGCUGCUCGUGUACUUGGUAUACAAGGUCAAGCUGAAAAUAUAGCCUUGCGGACCGUCCGCCAAGAUGUGCAGACCAUCAGUGGUACUUCAGUUGACUUCCACAUAUCUCCUGCAACUCAACCUCAGAAGACAUUCAAGAUCAAUGCAGCAUUCACUGCCAAACACCUUGGUCUGGCCGAUCACUCUUAUCCAGUGAGUUUGCUAGAGAAAUACAGGCACCUGAAAGAUCUCCCACUGCAGGCCUUUGAAAGAGUGAGUCCUUCACUUCUCAUCGGUGCUGAUAAUACCCACCUAAUCACACCUAUCGCACCUGUCCGAAUUGGUCCUCUUGGUGGUCCAGCCGCCAUAAAGACGAAGCUUGGAUGGACACUGCAGGGACCAGCCAAAAUCCUGGAGACCCAAUUGCAGCCACAACAGUGCCUUUUCCUGUCUCUCACCCCAACUGAACUAGAACUCAAAGGAGAUGUUAAAAGGUUAUGGCAACUUGAUAUUUUGCCUUUCCGCUGUGAAAAGCAGGUGACAAGGUCCAGGGAGGAUCAGGAGGCCAUUAAUCUCUUAGAGAGCAGGACAACUCGCGUAGAGGUGAAUGGAAUCUUCCGCUAUGCUACACCCUUGCUGCGCAGAAAGAAUUCACCCCUCCUUUGUGCCCCCAAAGAAGCUGUGAUGCCUAGUCUUCGGAGCAUGGAACGACGACUGGCCCAAGAUCAAGAGAAAGCAGCAGUGUACAAUGCGGAGAUUGAGAAGUUAGUACUGAAUGGCGCCGUUACCAAACUCUCAUCGAGUGGAAGCAAUGCGACAGAAGAGACCUGGUAUAUCCCACACCAUUUAGUCAGCCACAAUGACAAGGACCGCAUUGUGUUCAAUUGCUCCUUCCAAUAUAAGGGACUGAAUCUUAAUGAUUCCUUGAUGCCUGGUCCAGCCCUGAGCCCCUCUCUUCUGGGUGUUCUACUUCGUUUCAGGGAGCAUUGUGUGGCGAUUAGCGGCGAUAUACGUGGAAUGUUCCACCAAGUCCUCCUCCUACCUGAGGACAGGCCCCUCCUGCGCUUUCUGUGGCGUGACAUGAGACGAGAUGACCCACCUGACAUCUAUGAAUGGCAAGUACUGCCGUUCGGAACCACAUGCAGUCCCUGCUGUGCCUCCUUCGCCCUCCAAAGGCACGUCUUGUCGCAUAGCACAGCAGAUGAAGAUGUGAGGCAUUCUGUUGAGAGAUGCUUCUAUGUGGAUAAUUGUCUGCAGAGCUUACCAUCUGCUCAAGAAGCAAGACAGUUACUAGACAAAAUUCGUAAGUUGCUGGCAACAGGAGGAUUCGAUAUCCGCCAGUGGGCCAGCAAUGUGCAAGAGGUUGUCAGUCACUUACCCCCAGAAGCCAGAUCUCCUAAGCUAGAGCUGUGGCUUUCACAUGAUAAAGUGGACCCACGUGAAUCCACCCUGGGACUGAAUUGGCACUGUGAGUCAGACUGUCUAGGAUUCCGGCACAGACCUGUUACUUACCAUGCUCUGACGAUGCGGAACAUAUAUCGUGUCUUAGCAAGUCAAUAUGACCCCCUUGGUGUUAUUCUUCCAUACACUACACGUGCCAAGGUGAUUGUUCAACAACUCUGGACUAAGGAUAGGAACUGGGAUGAUCCACAACUUCCUGAGGGUCUUCAGUGGGCAUGGAAGGUGUGGGAAACUGAGCUUCAGUACUUACCUCAAGUAGUCCUCCCUAGGUGCUACACUCCAUCCAGCAUGGACAAACCGAAAGUCACACGUGAGAUCCAUAUCUUCACAGAUGCCUCGGAGAAAGCUUACGGGGCAGUUGCUUACCUUCGUUCAGAGGAUCCUAGUGGGAGGAUACACCUUUCCUUCCUCCUGGCCCGAUCACGUGUAGCCCCACGUAAGCAGUGCUCAAUUCCUAGACUUGAGCUAUGCGCUGCUCUCAUAGGAGCGCAGUUGGCCAAACUGGCUGAGAAUGAGCUCACCUUGAACAUCCAGAAAGUCAUUCUCUGGACAGAUUCAACAACUGUCCUACACUGGCUGCAUUCUGAAUCCUGCCGCUUUAAGGUGUUUGUGGGAACGAGGGUGGCAGAGAUUCAAGAAUUAACUGAUCUCAAAUCAUGGCAUUAUGUUGACUCUGCCAGGAACCCUGCGGAUGAUCUUACCCGUGGUAAGAGCCUGAAGGACCUCACUGUACCCAAUCGGUGGAUACAAGGACCAGAAUUCCUCAUUCAACCUCAGAGUAAUUGGCCAUCACCACCAGUAAUGCACAGCUCAGAGCCUGAGGAUGCCACAGAAUUAAAGCGUAGUGCCUUUUGUGGCAUGAUUAACUCAGCACCGCUAAUAGCAGAUGACCGCAAGUUCAGUAGCUGGAAAGACUUGGUUGAAGCAGUAGCACAGGAGCUUCAGGGGGCGGCAGAGCAGAGGGGCUCCACUCUAGCAAGUGCUUACAAAAAAGCUGAGCUGUCUGUACUAAGACAGAUCCAGAUGGACAGUUUCCCUGAUGACUACCAGCUGUUGAAGAAUGGUAAGCCCGUUCGUUCUAGCAGCCGGUUACUUUGUCUCUCCCCAGAAUUCGAUGAAGCCAGUGAAUUAAUACGUGUUGGAGGACGAUUAAGACGUGCGGAAGGACUCGACCCAAGCACAGUACAUCCUAUUGUAUUGGAUCCCAGUCACCCUAACACUCGGUUGCUCAUAAGAGAUUACGAUGCUCACCUUUGCCAUCCAGGACCAGAGCGAGUGUUCGCUGAGCUUCGUCGAAAGGUAUGGAUAUUGAAAGGGAGAGAGGCUGUGAGGAAGCACCAGCGAUUGUGUCCUGAAUGCUGCAAAUGGAGGUCGAAGCCAGCCUCUCAGAAAAUGGUUGAUCUCCCUCCACCUCGGCUUCGAUUGUUCAAGCCUGCAUUCCAUUCAGCUGGAAUGGACUGCUUUGGACCUUUCUUGGUCAAAGCGGGACGUCGUACAGAGAAAAGAUGGGGACUUCUAUUUAAGUGUCUGACCACUCGGGCCGUGCACCUUGAGGUUCUGACAUCCAUGGACAGUGAUGCCUUUCUCAUGGCACUUCGCCGUUUCAUAGGUCGCCGUGGGAAACCAGCAGAGCUAUACUCAGACCAAGGCACCAACUUCCGAGGAGGUAACACAGAGCUGAAAGAAGCCUUCCGUCAGCUCAGUGGCGAUCUACAACAGCAAAUGGCUAAGCAGCAGAUUAGCUUUCAUUUCAAUCCUCCAGCUGCUCCACACUUCGGAGGAGUGUGGGAAAGAGAGAUUCGCUCUAUCAAAGUUGCACUUUACACAACCUUGGGAUCAGACACAGUAACUGAAGAAGUGCUUCGAACUGUCCUCAUAGAAAUAGAGGCCAUCCUGAACUCUAAACCUCUUGGGUAUGUUUCAGCGGAUAUUGCUGAUUUAGAUCCCAUCACCCCAAACUGCCUUCUGAUGGGGCGGCCAGAUGGUUCCCUGCCACAAGUUAUAUACCCAGUAUCUGAGCUCCUGGGAAGACGUCGGUGGAGGCAUUCACAAGUAUUGUCUGACAGAUUCUGGACAGCCUUCAUAAAGAACUACUUACCUGAACUUCAGGCCAGGACAAAAUGGCAGACUCCAUCAGCAGACAUCCAACCUGGCAUGGUUGUAAUGCUCGUUGACCCCCAGUUACCACGUUCGUUCUGGCAGAUUGGAAGAGUAGUAAAUGUAUUCCCUGGGGCUGAUGAUCGAGUACGAACAGCUGAGAUACAGAUAAAGGACAGAGUCUAUACAAGACCCAUCGCUCGUUUGAUUGUUCUGCCAGAGAUCCAAGAUGAAGAAGAUCACAUCCAAACUAGAGACUAAUGGUAACCCAUAUAGUGUCCGCCUUUCAGUGGAGCAAAUUUGGGACCAAAUUUGGGGGCGGCUGUGUUAGAAAGGCCGAGUUCUGUGCGCAUGCGCUGAUUCCAUCAGUCGUCAUUGAAGAGAGAGUGACUCAGCAGAAGGUGCGAGGGCGCUGUGUGUAUGCAACGUGUGCGUUGAUAAACAAAUACCACACCCAAAUUUACACACCCAAAAGCCUGUAAAUCCUGUGUACUGCUGUGUUGUGUACCACCCAAAUUGUCAACAUUAAACCCCUUUUCAUGGAACUGAUCUGAUUCAGUGUGUUCUAACCGACACCCCAUUGAGGAAAGCUAGAAACAGACCAUCACCUAAUACAGUCCGACCUUUUUAAAGCUGCUAUUGAACAAGAAUCAAUCGAAAUAGCCAAACAGGCUUGGAGCAUUUUUGGUGCAGGCUGUAAGAAAGCAUCUGUCAUCUUUAACCUCCAAACCAAAGAUGCCUACAAGUUUCUGGAGGUCAGUCCUUCCUCUCUCUCUAAGGAGGAGUGGGAAAAAGAGUACAAUAGUGUAAAGGAACGACUGGAGAAUAUCGACCCACCACAAAGUGUGACAUCCUCUGAUACACCUGCCAUUUGUCAAUGAUCAGAACGCUGACCUGCACAAGUACAUCGUCCUAUUUGAUUUCUGUCUCAUGAUGCUGGUAACCUGCUGAUGAUGUUUAGCCAUUUACAUACUGUACUUGUAAACUGCAGAGUUCUGUAUUUUCUUCUACUUAACUUCUAAAACACUGUUCACAUAUACUCUUCUCCUUAUGUAUAAUCUCUUUAUGAGCUUUUGUAAAAAAGACUCUUAUUGAAUGGAUAUGAAUGGAUAAAAAUGGAUGAA
Megalobrama amblycephala (Wuchang bream) is the source of this 5048-nucleotide messenger RNA. RefSeq lists its product as uncharacterized. NCBI's taxonomy places the organism in Eukaryota, Metazoa, Chordata, Actinopteri, Cypriniformes, Xenocyprididae. Gene Ontology annotation, molecular function: nucleic acid binding. Gene Ontology annotation, biological process: DNA integration. The transcript is spliced from 3 exons. Bases 67 to 4185 code for a protein of 1372 amino acids. The record is from RefSeq and is a predicted model, not a curated record.